GGCUCCCUGCUCAGCAUUACCAUCCUAAAAGGAUCAGCUGAAAGCCAUCAAUUGGAUCGAACAUCCUAAGAAGAAUCACACCAAGCCAGAAUUAGCAGAAAAAGAUGAAGACUCUGACACUGCUGGCGUGCAUCUGUGCACUGAGUGCUUGCUUCUCACUCAGUGAAGGUCGAAAAAGGCCAUGGAAAACACAGCACAGAAAGAAUUAUGUCCUACAACAUAUAUUAGACCGCCGAUUACCACUGUAUCAAAAAUUUCAACCUAACUGGAAUAUGUUAAUUCAAAAGCAUUUAAUUUUUGGUCCAUACAAAUACCCAAGGCCUUCAUAUCCAAUCAAGAGAAAGCCAAGGCCAAAACAUCGCCAGCCAUCUAGGUGUCCAGUUAAAAAUAACACCGUGGUCAAUAACAACACCUCAGGGGCUACCACUCAAAUCCCAUCUUUGAGUCCCACAUCUACUUCCAACAAAAUUACUGAAUCUCCAGGUGUGACUUCUCUUAUUCAGACUACCACCACCAUAUUUGUAAAAGAAAAUAACACGGGCUCUCCUGCAGUUACCCCAACACCACAACCUUCCCCAGCUUUGCCAGACACCACAGCUGCCCCACUGACAUCUUCCCCACCUCUGCCAGAGCCUACAGCUGCCCCAUCUACAUCUUCCCUAACUACACAAGCACCACAACCUUCCCCAGCUUUGCCGGACACCACAGCUGCCCCACUGACAUCUCCCCCACCUCUGCCAGAGCUUACAGCUGCACCAUCUACAUCUUCCCUAACUACACCAGCACCACAACCUUCCCCAGCUUUGCCGGACACCACAGCUGCCCCAAAUACCACACCUAAUCCUUCCCCAACCACUCCUGCACCUGAAACUUCCCAAACUACAACUGCACCCACACCCCAAACUACCACUCCAGCCACUACUCAAACUACUGUUGAACAAACAACCUCACCUUCCAGCCAAAAUGCAAAUUCUCAAUUCUGGCAAUAUAUUUAUAAUAUAAUAAAAAAAACUGACAAUUUUAUCGCUUUGGGUGAGCAAGGGUUAUUAGCCGACUCUCGGAUCGCGGGCGAACUCUUCAGGAAACCCGCAGCUUCUGACUACGCAGGACGUCACCGGCUGCGCAGGACGCAUAGCAGGCAUGCGCAGAUCGGAUAG
Messenger RNA from Callorhinus ursinus (northern fur seal), 1157 nucleotides. RefSeq names its product mucin 7, secreted (gene MUC7). The record is from RefSeq and is a predicted model, not a curated record. Lineage: Eukaryota; Metazoa; Chordata; Mammalia; Carnivora; Otariidae. Gene Ontology annotation, cellular component: extracellular exosome.